Molecule: messenger RNA, 747 nt
Organism: Rodentolepis nana
Lineage: Eukaryota; Metazoa; Platyhelminthes; Cestoda; Cyclophyllidea; Hymenolepididae
Source: the annotation of a GenBank genome assembly
GAAUAUCUAACGAUCGAAUUCCUGAAAAAGUAUAUUCACAUCGCCCGUCAACUGCGCCCUCAGUUGAGCAAAGAAGCUGCCACUAUUAUCUCCGAAAAGUACUGCGAUUUGAGAAUGCAACAAGAUUCCGAGAAUUCAACCAUGCGUCGCACCCAACCAGUCACAGCUCGUACCCUCGAGACGCUUAUUCGUUUAGCCACAGCCAACGCCAAGGCUCGUAUGUCAAAGACCGUAACCAAGAAAGACGCUGAGGCGGCUGUAGAGCUAAUUUCAUUCGUUCUCUUCAAGGAGGUGCUUGAAAAGACCACACGAAAGCGUCGACGCGAAACUGAUGAAGAAGGCAGUGGUGGAUCCGGAGUUGACUCCGAACCUGAUACUGAUGGUGGCGAAGCUAGAAAGUCUACUCGUAGAGGCCACAAAAGACCAGCAAAAGAAGUCCAGGAUUCUGCGGGUUUCGAACCCACACAGGCUACUGGUGCAGCUGCUGAACCAAUGGAGGAAGGGGAGGAAGCGGGUCAAUCUACUAAUGCUUCACAACUAUCAGACGCUCGACUUAAUAUCUUUUCAACCCUCGUCUCCAGAGCAUUUCAGGAGCGUAGAAUUGAGCAACUCUCUAUUGCGGAGCUCGUGGCAUUCGUCACUGAACAGACGAGGGAAUUCAGUCGUGCCGAAAUCCUGGCUGGUCUGGAGACACUACACAAUCGCAAUCGCAUCAUGCUCACCAACGAUGAUGUUUGGUUGAUUUAA